Stereum hirsutum FP-91666 SS1 is the source of this 180-nucleotide messenger RNA. RefSeq lists its product as uncharacterized. The record is from RefSeq and is a predicted model, not a curated record. The coding region runs from base 1 to 180 and encodes 59 amino acids. The transcript has 2 exons. NCBI's taxonomy places the organism in Eukaryota, Fungi, Basidiomycota, Agaricomycetes, Russulales, Stereaceae.
AUGGCGGAUGAAGGUGGAAACAGGAUAAAACGAGGCCGAGGAAAGAAAAGGACGGACGGACCUGCUUCAAAAUCACCGGCGACGACAAACCCUGUGUAUCAUGCAAUUUCCAAGAUUUGGCAAUCAAAUCUGGAUCCGCUUUGGACUGAGACGGUCGAAAGUUACGAUCAGUGGACAUAA